CUAACUUCGGCACUCUCGCACUUUUCUUGCUAGAGCAUCAUGGAAGCCAAUGUGACAUGCCCGACUGAGGGAGGUCUCGCAGACGAUGGAUUCAACCCAUCCUUUAGUUUAAAUGAGUUGAUUCUCGAUCCUUCAUCCAACAUGCAUAUCUGGGGGUGGUUAGGAUCAGGAUUGCUGGUGGUUAUCACUUGGAUCCUGGCUGUGCACACCAUCAUGGUCCACCUGACCCAUUACAACAAUAAGAGUAUUCAACGGCAUAAAGUUCGAGUAUUAGCGUAUCCAGCAGUUUAUUCGACGUUGGCAUGGGUGUCGUAUCUCAAAUAUGGAGCGUCCACCACCAUCAUGUUCUUUGCCGUCUUGUUCGAAUCGUUUGCCGUUUACAACCUGUAUGCACUGCUCAAAGCUUACUUGGAACCCUAUCGACUCCAGAACGCUUCCAUGCCCAAGCAGGCGGUGACAACCAAGGUGCUUGGUCUUAAAACAAUUACUGUCCAAUCCAAAUGGGGUCUCCAUUUUUCAACCAUUAUGGACAUAUGCGUCUUUCAGUUUCCAAUAUGGAAUAUCAUCUCGGCCUUCAUAUCCAUUAUGACCGAACUCCAUGGCUACUAUUGCCCCAAUUCCUUUAGUCCUAAAGGAGCCUAUGUCUGGUUGACCGUCAUCAAUUUCUUUUGCCUUUCCUUGAUUUUGGGUGCGCUGUUCACUUACCUCGCAGUAUACCAUAACGAAUGGAAAUUAGGAGCCAUCCAGGCCCACGGUUUGUUCUGGUGCGUCAAAGGACCGAUCAUGAUCAUCUUCUACUUCGGUACCAUUUUGCUUUCUGCCUUGACUACCUUCCAUGUUAUCAAGGACGUUCCUCCUGCCAAUGGAGGUACGUAUUGGCCAGCCGCUGCGAUUAAAAACGGUUACGAAGCUAUCAUUGUCUGCUUUGUGAUGGCCAUCGACGCCGUGUUGAUGAUGAAAUACUACGGAAUGGAUGAAGAGGACUAUUUUGAUCACAAGGACGAGCAUUUGAACUUCUUCAUGGCGUUUGUAGACGCUUUCUUGGCCUUCAUUCCACAGUUCAUUCUCAGUUUGAUGACAUGUGGUCAAAGCACUGUACGACUAGCGAAGAAACGACAAGAACUCAAGUUAAGACGGAAGAUGGCGGGGGAUGAAAGCUCCAUGGCAUUGAAUAAAGACUUUCAUACCAAGGACGAAGAGCGCGACUACUCCUAUUACGAAGAUCCCAUGGCCGAUGUGAGUUUGGAAGACUUGCCCCCCAUGCCGCGUGUGCACCAAGAGUCAAAGGUGUUUGAGGAAGAAGGAAAAUCAGGAACUAGACUUCGCGAAUUGGGUGCUAUUGAUAAUCCGUUCAAAAGCCCUCCACAGCAACACGCCUACCCUGCUUCGCCCUACCCCCAUACUGGAUCCUCACCUUCUCCGACGCACGGCCGCUACAGUGCUGUCGCUACAUCUCCGUUCGACGACGAAAAUGCAGCACAUGCUCUUCCACCUCCUCCUUCGGCACCACCACAACAGCAAAUACAAACCCAUUGUACAAAAUCUUAUCCUGGGUUUUUUACUCUUUUAUUUUCACAGCUAUUCUCAUUGAUCGAAUGUAAAUAAACCACCUUUUCAUUCGACUGGAUCAAACAUGGGGUGUGUGUUCGGACAAAUGAACAACGAAACGGUAUGGUGUGGUGUG
Messenger RNA from Umbelopsis ramanniana AG, 1684 nucleotides. RefSeq lists its product as uncharacterized. Gene Ontology annotation, biological process: transport. Gene Ontology annotation, molecular function: transporter activity. The record is from RefSeq and is a predicted model, not a curated record. The coding region runs from base 40 to 1605 and encodes 521 amino acids. The transcript has 7 exons. NCBI's taxonomy places the organism in Eukaryota, Fungi, Mucoromycota, Umbelopsidomycetes, Umbelopsidales, Umbelopsidaceae.